AUGUGUGGAGGAGCUAUUAUAUCUCGAUUUCAUAUACUAACUUCAGCAGCUUGCGUUGAAGACGUUACAGAACUGUACGCUAUCUCUGGAACGAUAUCCUAUGUACCACCACAGGAUAUCCAUUCUAAUGGUUGCACGAAGAAUACUAAACGAAAAAUUGUCUACACUUGCAUACCCAAAGAAUAUAACUUGGAUUACAAGCAAGUUGAGACAUGGUCUUAUAAUGACAUAGCCGUAGUAAGAGUGGACAUUCAAUACGAUUUUAGCGAUCCACAAUAUGACAAAUAUUGUCAAUUUAGACCUAACUCGAUUCCAGUAAACUUUAAUAUAGCUAACGAAAAUAAAGACAGGGAUGUCAUUACCUUCGGAUUUGGACACCAGAGCCUUUGGAGAUUGAAAGAUACAAAAAAAGAUUUUAACUACCCUCAUCUAAUGUAUACGAGGGCAAAGAUUUCUGAUCAAGGCAAAUGCAAGGCCGCAUAUCAAAAACCUAAUUUAACUGAGAACAUUGUGAAGUACAUGAUAUGCACGAAUGCUUCUGGAAACAUUGACAUUAAUGGAAAAUUGGUUCAGAGACGUAGAGAUUUAGUGAACGAAGACGACUUUUUGACUAGAAGACAAGGAGGAAUUUGUCAGAACGACCACGGAGUACCUCUUGUGACGUGGAUCAAUGAAGAGGAGACAGUUCUGGGAGUAGGCUCUGUGUUCAGAGUUAAUAAGGAUAACAAAUGCGAAGGACCUUUCCUUUACACGAGCACAGCUCGAAACAAAGUGUUUAUAGAGUGUCUUCUAGAGGAAACUAAGUAA
Messenger RNA from Danaus chrysippus (African queen), 807 nucleotides. NCBI's taxonomy places the organism in Eukaryota, Metazoa, Arthropoda, Insecta, Lepidoptera, Nymphalidae. The record is from the annotation of a GenBank genome assembly.